UUUAAAUUUUAAUAUACAUAUAUAUAUAUAUAUAUAUAUAUGUAUAUGUUUAUACAUAAACCAGUCAAGCCAGUUUUCUUUACGAAAAAAGCGGUAUCUUUUCAGCUUUAAUUAUUUGAUAGAAAGAAGUAAACGCUAAAAGGAAAAUAACAUCUUACAAGAGAAAAAAAAAGUUCAUCAUUCACUUGGAAAUUUGCGUAAUUUUCUAAGAUGCCAGCGGAAACGAAAACACCAACCGCCAAUGAGACGGAAAGUCCAUCCAAGGGUAAAAAAUCCUCAAGUUCUUCAAUUUCAAAAGCUGCUUUGGCUCGUGUUACCUUAUUGGACGGUUCCAUUUUGGAUGUAACCAUAGAACGAAAGGCUAAAGGUCGCGAUUUAUUAAAUUCUAUAUGUGCUGGCCUUAAUAUAGUCGAGAAAGAUUACUUUGGUCUCACGUAUGAAACGCCAACCGAUCCCAGAGCUUGGUUGGACCUUGAGAAACCGGUAUCGAAAUUCUUUCGUUCGGAUCCUUGGCCUCUGCAUUUCGCAGUAAAAUUUUAUCCACCAGAACCAUCGCAGUUACAAGAAGACAUAACGCGUUAUCAUUUGUGCCUGCAAGUGCGCAACGACAUUUUGGAAGGCCGCUUGCCAUGCACGUUCGUAACGCAUGCUCUGUUAGGUUCAUAUUUGGUGCAAUCAGAAAUGGGUGAUUAUGAUGCCAAAGAGAUGCCCGAUCGGAGUUAUUUGCAAGACUUUAAGAUUGCACCAAAUCAGACCGCAGAACUGGAACAAAAAGUUAUGGAUUUGCACAAAGACCAUAGAGGUAAAUCUCCUGCGGUAGCUGAGUUGCAUUACUUGGACAAUGCCAAAAAAUUGGCCAUGUACGGCGUGGACUUACAUCCAGCUAAGGAUUCAGAAGGUGUAGAUAUUAUGCUAGGAGUUUGUGCUUCCGGUCUAUUAGUUUAUCGAGACAAACUACGCAUCAAUCGCUUUGCUUGGCCGAAAAUCUUAAAAAUAUCUUAUAAACGCCAUCAUUUCUAUAUUAAAAUACGUCCUGGAGAAUUUGAACCACACGAAGUGACCAUCGGCUUUAAAUUACUCAAUCAUCGUGCGGCGAAAAAAUUAUGGAAAUCUUGUGUAGAGCAUCACACCUUCUUUCGCUUAAUGACUCCUGAACCGCCUAGUAAAUCGUCAUUGUUUCCUAGAUUUGGUUCUAGAUAUCGGUAUUCCGGCCGCACAAUGUACGAAAGUAAGAAGAAUCCCGUGGAUAGAGAAGCACCGAAAUUCGACAGAAGUUUAUCAGGACGUCGUCUAACAUCACGCAGCAUGGACGCUCUGGCCUUAGCCGAAAAAGAGAAAGAUGCUCAGAAACGUCACACCAUGGCACAUCCACCUGAUCACAUACCCGACUUGGAUUCGCCACGUAGUCGCAGUCCUAUUAAAAAAGAUAAGAAAGAAAAGGUAAAGUUAAUACGUGAGUCUAGCACUGGUACAGCUUCGGCUUCUUCGCAGAGUUCCCUCGAAGGUGAUUACGAGACAAGUACUACCGGUGCUGCGGCCGAUGUUGCCUCGGCAGCUGCCGCCUUUUUGGCCGAUAAUCAGGAGGCUGAAAAGGAGGCCAAGUUAAGAGAAAAGAAACAAAAGGAAAAAGAGGAAAAGGAACGUAAAGAAAAAGAGAAGAAGGAAAAAGAAAGGAAGGAAAAGGAGAAAAAAGAGAAGGAAGCUCGAGAAAAGGCUGGCAAAGAGAAACCGGAGAAGUUCACGGCUGGAACAGCUACGGAAGGCCUUAAUGGCAACGAGAACUUAAACGAUUCACAGAAGUCCGGGAAGCAAAAGGGUGGUGGCCUGUUUUUGUCGGGACGCCGAAGCAAAAGUGGUUCGCCGACCAAAGAAGCUAAAGAUAAGGAAAGAUCUGGUAAAGAUAAGAUUGGAAAGGAAAAAGAAAUGGUACCUGUUGUUGCAAGCGAUACCUCAUCUCCUGGUUAUGUGAAACCUUAUGAAUACACCGAUGGUGACGGUGAGAUUAGUCCAACACGCAAAUCUUAUAUACCAGGCGGUUUUCGUUACGAUCACGAUCCUGACAGUGCUAAACGCGCUUCAGAAGGGCAAGACCAAUUGUCGCCCACAGCUCAGCAAAAGAAAAUUGGCUUAGCCUUUAACUAUGCCCCGGGUAAUGAAGAAGCUUUGAAGAAAACUGCUGAGAAAUUAAAAUCCGGUCAACUGUCCCCUCGCACUCGUGACAAACUAAAUAAAGGACAAUUGUCUCCUAAAACCAGAGAAAAAUUAUUAAAAGAAGUUAACCUUUCUCCUACAACACGGGCUAAAUUGCAAGGUAGCGCUGUUGACGCUGCCGCCGAACCUCUUCGAGAUACUCAAAAACGUUCAUAUUCACCCACCAAAGGUCAAAUGCAAGGUUACAGCUCUGGAGCGCCAGGCAGUUAUAAGCCUUUAAUGGCAGAUCCCACCAAGGCUUUCUUAGAUUCUGAAAGAUAUAAUAGAGAACAAGGAGUAGAUACUUCUGCUCCAAGCAGAGAGGGAAAAUCUGUCACUGCUUCACCGAAAUCAAUUGGUAAAGGGUCCAAGCCCGUUGCGCCACCAGUAAUUCCUGCAAAAGCCAGGUCUGCUACACCCGCUAAGCCCAAAAAGAAGCGAGUUAAAAUUAUGGUAAUAACGUCUAAAUUUGAUCCUUCGACCAAGCGAGUAGAUUCAGAGAACGGGACAAUAGAACACUCAACUGGCAUUUUAGAUCCUGCUACUGGCUUCAUUGAUACGAAAUAUGGUGUAAUUCAUCCUCAGAAAGGUACUCUGCUAGCGUUGAAUACCAAGACGGGUGAAAAUGAAACCUACCAAGGGGAAAUUGAUCCUAAAACCGGUAAUAUCCAUUUAAUUAAUGGUGUUAGCGAUCCGCAAACUGGUCGUUUGAACGAAUCUCUCGGACAAAUAAUAUGCAUAACCCCUCAGGAGGAUCCUGUCGUCGAAUUAACAGUGAUAACUAGCCGUAUUGAUCCGACUACCGGUAAAAUUGAUAUAGUUAACGGUGAAGUCGAACGAUCCCUGGGUGUCUUGAACAUUGAAACAGGCUUAUUGGAUACGAAAUACGGUGAGAUCAAUACUAGAGCAGGUGAAUUAAAAAUAGUCGAUCCUAAAUCCGGUAAAAUGGUAGUAACCAAGAAUGUUAAAAUCGAUCCAGCUACGGGCCAAAUAUCUAUUUUGGGCAUUGUUGAUCCUAAAACUGGAAAACUGGAUCCUAAUCAGGGUCGGCUUAUAGAGGCUGGCCAACAAAUUGAUCCUAUUGUUGAAGUGACUUCUUUAUCCGGUAAAUAUGAUGCAAAGAAGAAUGUUAUCGAUUCGAAAACCGCUCAGUUGGAAACAUCAGGUGGACAGUUUGACCCGAAAGCUGGAAAAGUUGACACUAAAUAUGGGCAAAUCGAUUUGGUUAAGCAUACCAUCACAUUUACAGACCCCAAAUCUGGUAAAUCCGUAACACGCGAUAUUAAAAUCGAUCCAUCAACCGGGCAGAUUGUUCUCAAGAAUCAAAUCAAUCCAAAAACCAAUAAACCUGAUAAAGACUAUGCUCGCAUUAUUUGCUUGCGUAUCGUGCAACAACGAGUAGAUCCCAAGACCAAAAAUCCGAUUUCACAAAUUAGCACCGCUAAAGAUAAAGAUGUUAUUGUCGAUCCCAAAUCCAAUCAAAUUUGGAUGCCUACUGGUGCUGUUGAUCCUAAUACAAAGGAACCGCAAUAUGUUUCCAGUAGUGUGGAUCCAAAAACGGGUUACGUAAUCACCAUUUACGGCUAUCUGAACCCAAAGACAAACGAAGUCAAGAAACAAACCAAACUAGAUCCGAAUCUUUUCAAGGUCGAGCCUUCUUCCGGCAAAAUAUACACAGCCACCGGUGAUGUCGACGCAGCUACUGGUGAACCCGUAUACGCCACCACCCAAGUAGAUCCCGACUCUGGAGAGGUAUACACCAAACUAGCCCGCGUUAAUCCCAAAACGGGAAAAAUUGUUUUAAUACGCAUUUUACUUAUUUCCAAAGUCGAUGAACGCGGCCGUCCCGAAGAGUUGGAUCCGGAAACUUGUGAAAUUGAUCCUGUCUCGGGACGGGUCCUUAAAUUCUUUAAUAAAACUGUCUAUGUUUACAAUAUGAUUGAUCCUAUUACCGGUGAAAUCGUGCAGGUUGAUCCCAAUGAUCCGCGUUUCGCAGGCGCUCGUACUACUGUUACACAUACCAUGACAUUAACUGGCGAAAUUGAUCCUGUCACUGGACGCAUUAAAAGUGAAUAUGGUGAUAUAGAUCCGAACACUGGGGACAUCGAUCCAGCCACAGCUAUACGCGAUCCCGUUACAGGCAAACUCAUACUUAAUUAUGCCCAAAUUGAUCCAUCACACUUUGGCAAGCAAGCCCAAAUUAGUACCACCACCGAAACAGUACCCAUAACUCGUCAACAAUUUUUCGAUGGCGUAAAGCAUAUGGGAAAAAAUGCCUUGAGACGUGAUUCUGAGGCUUCCGAUUCAGAAGACGAUAUGACCCAUGAAUACGAGACGGAAAAUGUUAAAGAUAUCGUUAUUGGUGGUACUAAGCAGAGUGCUGCACAAAAUAAAUAUGUUACUACACCUACGGUUGUCAAGACAACAACCAAACAAGUUUUGACCAAAAACGAUGAUGGCGUUACACACAAUGUGGAAGAGGAAGUGCGCAAUUUGGGAACUGGAGAGGUGACGUUCUCAACACAGGAACACAAGGCCGAUACACCUGCCGCGGAUAUAACCAGCGGUGCUUACGUUACUGCCACCGCAGUGACCACACGCACUGCCACUACUCACGAGGAUUUGGGUAAAAAAGCAAAAACCGAACAAUUGGAAGAGAAAACCGUUGCCACCACUCGCACUCAUGACCCUAAUAAGCAGGAACAAAGAGUAGUAACACAGGAAGUGAAGACAACCGCAACCGUUACGAGUGGUGAUCAGUUCCAAAGACGUGAAAGCAUAUCAUCAACUAGUUCUGGCGACUCAGGUACGCCCAUUGAUGGUCCUUAUGAUGAAUCGGGUACUGUACAACAUCGUACUUCUCCGAACUCUUAUAAGCAACCUCUUAUACAUCAAACAUCGGCCACUGCAGGCACUGCCUCUAUGGGACCGCAUGUAGAACAGACUCGCGUGGUAUUAGGAGAGCACACACCCGGCUAUAGCGGACAUGGGGAAAUUGUUUCCACUCAAACAGUUAGCAGCAAAACACGCACCGUCGAAACGAUAACGUAUAAAACCGAACGUGAUGGCAUUGUUGAAACACGGGUAGAACAAAAGAUUACCAUACAAUCUGAUGGAGAUCCCAUCGAUCAUGACAGAGCUCUGGCUGAGGCAAUACAGGAGGCCACAGCAAUGAAUCCAGACAUGACAGUGGAAAAAAUCGAAAUUCAACAACAAACCCAAUAAAUUGGGAUUUAAACGAAGGAUACAUAAAGAGGCAAAAAAAAAAAACAUUAUUGCUGAUUAAAAGUACUUGAAAGCGCUGAAUCUGCCCGCUUAACGAUAUAAACGCCACGCGUCCCACGCUCUUGUAUUCACUUGUAUUUCAAUUAAGAUUUAAUUAACGGAAGAAAACAUGACAAAUAUGUGUAUAACGAAAGCAAUUAAAAAUAAAUCAAGGAAAGCAAACGUUCAUUGAACUAUGGUAACUAUCAUAAGGCAGAAUUUGCAAAGUGUAGAGCAGCAAAAAUAGAACUUGGCCCAGUAAAAAAAAAAAGAAGAGAAUUUGUUGCCGUUAAGGAAGCGUUUAGGUAGUUCAGAAAGUUCUGUAAGACAAAAGAAAAUACAUGCAUGGCCGGCGAACUUGGCAAAGACAUAUGCCGCAUUUGUCCUGCAUCGAUUAGAUGUACGUUGCCUUUACAUCUUUAUUAUAUGUAAACUGCUCCUAUGCAUAGGCAUCGAUCAGGACAGUCACGGCAAUGCAUGCAAAUUCUCUCGACUAAUGGACUCUUUAUAAAUUACCCAGCCGCUUUCUUACUGACGGGGCUAAUAUAUUGACCGCAUUUGAUUUGAUUUCAUUAAUUCCACUAUUGUCUAAAUUCGGGAUCUGCUGCUCUAUGCCCGCUAUCAACGCAAUCUGGUUUUAUGUUAACUAACUCAACCGAAAAAAAGUUUACUUUCCUUUACUUGCUAUUGUUCUCGUUGCAUGAUACAUAUAUAUAUAUAUAUAUUUACAUAUAUAUAAAUUAUAAUUAAAAAAGCCAACGCAAUGGAAAAUUGUAUUAAUGAGUUUGUAUGUGUAUAUCAAUGAAAUUAUUGUAUUUUAACAUACAUAUGUAAUUAUGUAAUGUUGUAAGCUGAAUCUAUGAAUAUUUUCUUACUUUUUAUAAAUAACGAGAACUUUUUUCCCUUUUAAUCCUGUAUUCUCGAUUUGUUUU
Glossina fuscipes is the source of this 6386-nucleotide messenger RNA. RefSeq names its product protein 4.1 homolog (gene cora). Gene Ontology annotation, cellular component: cytoskeleton; plasma membrane. Gene Ontology annotation, molecular function: structural molecule activity; actin binding. The record is from RefSeq and is a predicted model, not a curated record. NCBI's taxonomy places the organism in Eukaryota, Metazoa, Arthropoda, Insecta, Diptera, Glossinidae. The coding region runs from base 211 to 5415 and encodes 1734 amino acids. The transcript has 15 exons.